AAUAACACCAAAGAAUGUAAGAGGACUACUAAUGUCAAUCAGUCAGUCAAUGACUGGUUAUGGUGCUUCUUUCACGUUUUUAAUCGGUUCUUUCGUCACCUGGCGUUCUUUGGCCAUAAUUGGUUGUAUUCCGAGUCUGUUACUGCUCCUUGCUCUAUUUUUCAUUCCAGAGUCUCCAAGAUGGUUGGAUUAUAUCGAAAACCAGCGUCUUCAACAGAACUCCGACGACAAUGUCCUCAACUUGUUUCGGCGAAAAUACCUUCAUAUAUUCAUUGUGAGCAGCAUUUAUUAG
Messenger RNA from Carya illinoinensis, 292 nucleotides. Its product is annotated as sugar transporter ERD6-like 15. Gene Ontology annotation, cellular component: membrane. The transcript is spliced from 4 exons. The record is from RefSeq and is a predicted model, not a curated record. The coding region runs from base 32 to 292 and encodes 86 amino acids. Gene Ontology annotation, molecular function: transmembrane transporter activity. Gene Ontology annotation, biological process: transmembrane transport. Lineage: Eukaryota; Viridiplantae; Streptophyta; Magnoliopsida; Fagales; Juglandaceae.